Molecule: messenger RNA, 3364 nt
Organism: Linum trigynum
Lineage: Eukaryota; Viridiplantae; Streptophyta; Magnoliopsida; Malpighiales; Linaceae
Source: the annotation of a GenBank genome assembly
AGCCUAUAUUAGGGUGCAACAUUAGUUUUUCACUCUUUUACCCAACCUUUCUCUAUUCCAUCGUGUCUUCCUCCUUUGAUAAUUUAUCUGGAGGCUUGCCAAAUUUAUGUAGAUUCCUCGUGUUUUCCAAUAAAUUUCUAGAUACUGGUCAAGCUAGGUCAUAGAUGAAUCUCUUGGGAGUGGAAUCACAAAUCAGAUCCAAGAGAAGUGGGAGAAUCAAAGCGCCAAUAGGAGAUGAAUCCUUGGCGAUUGGGUGAGUUUCCUCUCAUCGAUGUUUUUUAUCUCUAUUUUGCAGGCUAGCUCCAACAUGCUUCACCUUCUUCUAUCGCCGCUCUACCCAUUACUUCUAGACAAAAUUCUUUUGAGUGAUGAUUAGUUAGAGGUAGUUUCAAGAAUUGGAAAUUGAAGGACACUUCAUUCUCAUUUUUGAUACAUUUUCCUUUUUUAUUGAAGUAUCUUCAGUCAUUUCAAUGGUAUUUCUUAUCUAAAUCACAACUUGAUCAAUGAGAUUUUGAUAGAAAGAGACAAUGUUCUUGUACUUUUAAUGCAUUCUAGGUAUAUUUUUUUAUGGUUUUAAAGGUACAAAGAAAGGUAAGGAAGAUUGGACCAAGCAUUGAAGGAUUGUGGAGGACCAAUGAGUUGUCAAGAGAAGUUUAAGGAGUUUUCACGGGAAAGGAGUGGUCAAAUGACAAAGAAGUCAACUAGAAGUUGCUAGAUUAUGUCAAGUCGAGCCCAUAGGAGGAAGAAUCAAUCCAUUCUAAAGCAAGAAAGAGCGACGGCCCGAACAAUAGGUCUAGUCACCGCUACCCAAAGUUCCAGCCCAAAUCGUCAGGUAUUGAAGUCCUUGGAUCAAGAAGCCCAAAUCAUGAAGAAUCAAGGCGGCGGGUCCAACCGACGUACCAAAGUCGCCCUCCCUUUGUCUUUUUGACGAAAUUUCCUAAGUUUACCAGGUUUAGUAGACUAUUUCCUAGUCGAUUUAGGUUGAUUUUGGUCGGAUUCUCCCCUAUAAAUAGUGAGGGCAUGACUCUAUUGUAAGAGUAUGGGUGCACAAACAAACAAAUCUUUGUAACACUAUACACGAGUGCCUGGUCUAGUCGAAGUAGAGGGAUCUAUAGCUAAGGAGAUGGUGUCUUCACCAAAGGUGGUACCUUCAUUCUCCUCUAUGUGGCUAAUCAAAACUAAUUGUAUUAGGAUGUAAUUUUGUUUAUUGUUAUGUGAAUGAAUGUUGUGAUUUCAUCUCAUUCUUGUAUUUGUCUAUGAAUUUGAUGGCUAUGAUGAUCGUUGAUUGUUUUAUUGUUGUUAUGCUUAUGAUGGUCAUUGCUUUUUCUAUGGUAUAAAUGCUCUUAAUACCAUCGAUGCUUAUGAUUCUAUUGUAUGCUACUACAUGCAUUGUGCUUAGUAUUGCCUAGAUUGUCAAUAAAUUACCUUCUAGGGAUACCCCAUUGAUGCUACAUGAGUAGGGGAGGAUUGAUCACCCAUCUAUGCUUAGAGUAGUAUUAAUGCUUGAUUGGUAGAUCAUCGAUGCUAUAGACUAUAGUUAUGGUUCGUAGAAACCCACAAUUAACUAUAUGUAACUUCAUUUCUCAUCAUUAAUUAUUUAAUAGCAUGAAGCAAAAGCAUGCAUUAGUUAGUUAAGUCUCUAUUGCAAGAGGCGCAUGCACGGGUGAAGAGUGGUCUUAGGGGAAGUGAUAAGGUGUUGCAAUAGAUGAACCAUUGAUGCAUGAUAUGAAUCAACCCUAGUUUGCAUGAUCAUCUUUGAGUUCACAAUUCAUUACAAGAAAGUAUCUUUACUUUAAUACAUCUAUAAAUCGAAAACCCUAAACAACUUUACUCUUCUUGUUUGCUUGUUCAAUUCCUGUUUGUCAUGGUGGUUGGUUGAGUAGUUAAGCAUUAGAAAAUCCGAAGGAAUACGACCCUAAAACACAUCUAGGAUUAUAAGUUGUGUUUCUUACAUCACUUACCAGUAUUUCCACUAAAAAUUGAAGACCAAACAAAUACUGGCUAAUUGGGUGAUUUUGUGCCACUUGAUCGGUUAAGACAAGUGUUAGAUGUUUUUCUCCUAUAGGAAAACCUCAUUUGGUGUCAAAAUAAUAGACUUGACGUCGAAAACAUUUCUUUUAGAGCAACAACACUAAGUACUUCCACACUCAAACUAUAAGGCAAAAAACAGAUGACCAAAUUAUGGGAUUACAAAACAAUAGGCGAGAGCCUGUGGAGGACGACAACAUCAUGAAGCAAAUAACACGGGAGUGCUUUAUAUGGGCCUAUAUUUAGAGGAAUUUUACAAUGCUAUAUAGCAUUGAUGAUAUAGGUUUUUUCCUUUAUGGUACAACUUGAAGUUGUACCUUUACAUUAUGGUACAUAAGGGCAAUGAGAGAGAAAGUGAGAAUCGAGAGGAGGGUUCAAGUGAUUUGUCUUUCUUUUCCAACCGAUUUGGAGAUAGGAUUAAAAUCACGUAGCACAUUCAAAAUGGCUGCUCUUUUUAUUUAAUACUUCCUAUUGAUGCAAGGGGGUGGCUUAGUUUCUCUGAGAACCUUUCAAACUCGGUUCGGAAACCCCAGGUCUAGCUAGCUCAGCGUCGGCGUUCGGCGACAGUCCUCCUCGGAAGGUCGUAUGCUACGACCGUCAAGGAAGGUCUGUCUUACAUAGAAGGGGAUUGUCAAAUUAAAAAAAAUGGAGAGGGUUCGAUAUAUUGAAGUGGAAGAGAAAGGAAUCACUGAAAGACUGAUGUUCCUGGAUCACUAUCUCACCGUAGAGUUUUUCAGCAUCCAGAACAGGGGCCUUCCUGACGAGUUGGAAAGUGAUUUCAUUGAAUGGGCUCGCGUGAACUGGAAGUUAAAUGAUGACUUCGCCUUCACAAAGGAGGUUGAGGAUUUGUGGAUGCUUGCUAGCCCAUCGUUGCAAGAGGUAAUCCGCAUGCAAAGUUGUCGGCGCACCACGUUCCGUGAGUACAAUAUUAUUGUUUGGUUCUGGAAAGAAGACGUUGGAAGAUGCUUUGCUCCUCAGAAAGGUCUGACUUGGAUCAUGGCCAUUGGAAUCCCGCACCACCUUAGAAGUCUGGACGUUUACAAGAAGAUUGGUGAGCUCUGCGGGGGUUUCAUUGAUAUUAAUCGAAGUUGAUGGGAAGAACCGUUCGUGUGCAUUAAAAUCAAGACUGGUGAUCGGAUUCCGAAUAAGAUUCCUUUGCUCUUGGUACCACUAUUUUUUUGGCCAAGAAUGUUGUACCCCUGAUCACAGAUGAGCCGACGACAGACUUGAAUCGACAUCGUCUCCUUGCCCGGAAUUGGGGAAAGCCGAGGAGUCCCAAUGUGGCAUGCAAACCAUCAUCAUUAGCCUCUCUCCCCAAUAACGUGGCUAUAGGGGG